AUGUGGGUGUUAUUGUUUGUACAGCUGCCACCACUAUUCAACCUUCCAAAGUCUCAUCUUCAGUGUUAUGGGGAAACAGUUUAUUGCAUGGGCACCGACAUGCUAAGUAGAUGUAAUCAAGCUGAUAGCCCUGUGGACAGAUUCAUAUCGGUUGUGGCUUGGAACAUUUCUACGUUGCGACCUCCCAUAUUUGGGUUUGCCCCUUACAACCCAAUCCUUGGCGAGACUCACCAUGUCUCAAGGGCAAAUCUGAAUGUCCUACUUGAGCAGAUUUCUCACCACCCGCCAGUUUCUGCUCUUCAUGCAACUGAUGAGAAACAAAAAAUUCAACUUAUUUGGUGUCAACAAUGUGUUCCUAAAUUCAAUGGUAUUGCGGUGGUAAAUGAGGUGAUAGGGAAGAGACAACUUAAGCUCCUAAGUCGUGGAGAAACGUAUGAAAUGAACUCUCCAAACCUCUUAAUAAGAAUUUUACCGACGCCUGGUGUUGAUUGGGAUGGAGAUGUUAGGAUCAGGUGCCCAGAGAAUGGCCUUGAAGCUGAGUUACACUAUGGACACAAGUCUUUUCUUGGGCUUAGAGGAAGUCAUAGAUCUGUCAAAGGAAAAUUCCUUGAAACAUCAACUAAGAGGACCCUUUUUGAAUUCAACGGCAACUGGGAUAGAACUGUUACAAUGAAGGACAAUACUAGUGGAAAGCUGACAGUAAUAUACAAUGCAGAAGAAGUUUAUUCAGGGCUGAAAACGCCUACUGUUAAUGAUUUACAGGGAGUACGGUCAACAGAAUCUGCUGCAGUAUGGAGUGAGUUAAGCGAGGCCUUAAUGAGGCACGAUUGGGAGAAAGCAAAUGAAACAAAGAAUGCGGUGGAGGAGAAACAGAGGGAGCUGUUGAGGGAAAGAGAGUCAAAAGGAGAAACUUGGGUUCCCCAACAUUUCACUUUGACUCGCAAUAAAGAUGGAGUCUGGGACUGUUUACCAAUCCAUCAAUGGGUUCCACCUGCUCCAAUUAUUGUUCCUCUCUCAUAAGCUAAAUUACUAAUUAAUUAAGAUAAACAAACAAUUAGUAGCUUAUACGUAGUUCUAUGAAUCCCCUCUCUGGGCCUCUUACUUGCACUAUUAAAACUCAUAAACAACUGGAAUCUGACCCUACUAGUUAAUGGCUAAACUCCUGCAUGUCAUGUGUUGGUUUGUGUACUAAGACUAAGCGAAUUAGCAAUGAGAUAUAUGCCGUAUUUAAGUUGUC
Gossypium raimondii (Peruvian cotton) is the source of this 1237-nucleotide messenger RNA. Its product is annotated as oxysterol-binding protein-related protein 4B. Gene Ontology annotation, molecular function: sterol binding. Gene Ontology annotation, cellular component: cytosol; membrane; intracellular membrane-bounded organelle. NCBI's taxonomy places the organism in Eukaryota, Viridiplantae, Streptophyta, Magnoliopsida, Malvales, Malvaceae. The record is from RefSeq and is a predicted model, not a curated record. The transcript has 5 exons. Bases 1 to 1020 code for a protein of 339 amino acids.